AUGGCACGUCAGUUAGUAGAAGAGAUAGAUAAAAGGACAUACGAUCCUAAUAUUUACUACACAAGUGCAGAUCCACAUACGAGAUCCUUCAGAGGCAAGAAACAAAAGAAUAGUUCAAAUGCAUCUACUUUCAGGUCAGUGAAGAGAGUGAAUUAUUCAUUAGCAGAUAUGGAGGCUAAAUUAUACAUGCAACAGGAUAAUGGGAAGUCGCAACAGGAUAAUAAUAUUACUAAAGGUGCCACUAAGUACGUACGAGAUAGGUUUUCUCAACAACAAAUUAUGCAAUCGAAGAGACGGUUUAUGGAAUUGAAUACUGAAAAUUUAGGCGAUUUGUCUGAAAUUCCAACUCUUUUGAGUAGCUCCACCGGUAUUAAUAGAGAUAAGAUCAAUUCAAAUACUACUACAGUAUCUCAAGGUUCUUCUGAUUCGUCAUCUAGAUCAAAUAGAAAUAAAUUUGAGAUACCAAAAAGUAUAUUAUUAUCAUAUAGAUCAACAAAACCAAUAAAACCAAAGAAGAAAAGUACAAAUAGAAUUGUGGCUUUGAGAAAAGUAUUGACCUCAAAACGUCCACUCCAUACAUAUUUUGAUACGUUGAGCCAAGUUGAUAAAAGUGUAAUGCUUCAUAACGUUUACAACAAGAAAUAUUUCAAAGUAUUACCUUUGAUCACAGUAUGUUCAAUAUGUGGUGGUUACGAUAGUAUCUCAAGUUGUGUGAAGUGUGGAGAUAAGAUCUGUUCGUUGAAAUGUUACAAUUUACAUAAUGAGGCAAGAUGUACACACAGUUAA
Maudiozyma barnettii is the source of this 786-nucleotide messenger RNA. RefSeq names its product Vps71p (gene VPS71). Gene Ontology annotation, cellular component: Swr1 complex. Bases 1 to 786 code for a protein of 261 amino acids. NCBI's taxonomy places the organism in Eukaryota, Fungi, Ascomycota, Saccharomycetes, Saccharomycetales, Saccharomycetaceae. Gene Ontology annotation, molecular function: nucleosome binding. The transcript has a single exon. Gene Ontology annotation, biological process: chromatin remodeling. The record is from RefSeq and is a predicted model, not a curated record.